Molecule: messenger RNA, 853 nt
Organism: Arabidopsis thaliana (thale cress)
Lineage: Eukaryota; Viridiplantae; Streptophyta; Magnoliopsida; Brassicales; Brassicaceae
Gene: NAC097
Product: NAC domain containing protein 97
Exons: 3
Coding region: 4-585 (193 amino acids)
Biological process (GO): DNA-templated transcription; regulation of DNA-templated transcription
Cellular component (GO): nucleus
Molecular function (GO): DNA binding
Source: RefSeq, marked reviewed
GCAAUGGACAUUUCUGCGCAGAGAUUUGCCAUGAACGGAAGAAGCAUGAGACUCCCUCCCGGGUUUCGGUUCGAUCCCGAUGAUGAAGAUCUUGUGUUCGAGUAUCUCGCCAAGAAGGUCCUCCACCGUCCAAUGGACUUCGAUCUCCCUGAGCUCCGUUCUUGCAAUGUUGAUCCAUGGGACUUGCUAGGAGAGAAGAACAAGGAAGUGUAUUACUUCGUGAAGAAGGAAGAGCGAGAGAGGAAGGGAAGAGAGACGUUAUCCGGUUAUUGGGAAGAGUGUGAAGAAGAGGAAGUAAUGGAGGCUGGUGGUCGUGAUUGUAUUCAUUUAGAAGGAAGGAGAAAGACAUUUGCUUUCUUUAUUGGAAAAAAACCUCGAGGGACAAUAACUCCAUGGAUCAUGUACGAGUUCCGACUUCUUUCCUCUAGAGCUACAAGGUGGUCAUCGUCCCCUCUACCUCGGGGUGAGGUAGGAAAAUGGAGGGCGGUGAAAGUCGUAGUGAAGGAAGAGAAUGAUGAAGAGAUGGUGGAGGAUGAGCACGAGUCUGACGAGUCUGAUGGCGAGGAAGUUAUUCAAAGCCGGUGACGACCGAGGUUGAUGCCAUAAAUAUAUGUACUUGGUUUUGUGGUGAAUCGUUUGAAUUUAGUUACUAUUGUUAGGAUAUUAGGGAACAUCUAAAUGAAAUAUAUAUGCAUGAUUUGUCUUAUUGUCUUCCAAGCCCUUUGGAAUGGAAUGGAAUGUAAUUGAGGAUGUGGUGAAAGAUGCCACAAGUUGCUUUCACUCUCCCGUUUUAUUUUGUUCUUGUCCAAUUAUAUAUAUAUAUAUAUUAUUAGUGGUCCGUUAGACCAAUCCA